This is a messenger RNA of Moneuplotes crassus, 849 nucleotides long. The record is from the annotation of a GenBank genome assembly. Lineage: Eukaryota; Ciliophora; Spirotrichea; Euplotida; Euplotidae.
AUGAAUAUGCCAAAUAUUUUAUUCAGAGGCUUUCCAGAUUCAGCUCCUUCUGUAGAUUUCAUUGAUGACCAUGAAACACGAGAUCCUGCUAAGCUUCCUGUGGUGUUUACCGAAUAUCAAGGAAGAGAAAAACCUUUAUUACUGGCACCUCUUUAUUUAUAUGUUUUAUCUGAGUCAACGAUAUUUUCUACAAAUUCACACAUAAUAACAGAUCAUUAUUGGCUUAAUAACAAGUAUAUUAAAAGUGUACAAUCGGAAAGCAACGGUACUGCUUUGAAUGAUAGCACAACACAAGGAAAGUCAUUGGAGACUCAUAAAGAGGACUGUCAUCCAAAAAGUGUACAUUCUCAUCACAAAGAUUCUUCAAAUUUUAAUAACAAAUUUCCAAAAUUUGUGCAAAAAUUUAUCAGUUCUUCAAAUCAAGAUAAAGCCAAAAAUAGCAGCAAUUGAAAUAUGGAUUUCUUAGACGAUGUCCCAAUCGAAGAGAACUCAUCAGAACUAUCAAAAUACAGACACUCCAUUCAUUACAUCUCCAAAUCCGAACCAGGCAGAAAACGAAGAAUGAUCCACUGUGGGUACACUCCCUGUACAAAGAAAUUCAGAAAAUCCUGGAAUUUCAUCGAACAUGCCAGGACUCAUCUCGGCAUCAAGCCGUAUCAGUGCAGGAGUUGUUCGAGGAGUUUCACGCAGAAGGCCAAUUUGGCUAAGCAUAUGAGGAGGCAAAGACAUUAGGGUUAAGGAUUAUGGAUAAGAUAGUUUGAAGGGUGAGUUGGAACGUGAUUUUGGUGGGCAAGGUUGGAUGGGGAUUUUGGGAACAGUAGUUCAGCAGUAGUUGGGGUGGGAGGAUGG